This is a messenger RNA of [Candida] anglica, 424 nucleotides long. Lineage: Eukaryota; Fungi; Ascomycota; Pichiomycetes; Serinales; Debaryomycetaceae. The record is from the annotation of a GenBank genome assembly.
ACACUAUAUAAUAUCCAUAUGACACGUUCAGCAGCACUUUCCGCGUAUAGAACGGCUCUCCGUGCUACCAGAGUGGCAUUCAAGAACGAUGCCGAAGUCCUUUUGGCUUCCAGAGCUAAAAUAAAGCAAGGAUUCUUUGAAGAUCUUGAACAAGGCUCACAAACUGUACAAGAAAAGAUUGAUAAUCUUAACAGUGUAUCCAAAUUUUUAGUACAGAAUAUCGUUCAAGGAGAAAAGAAAGAAGAUGGACAAUAUUUCUUGAACAUUCACGAUAAGACUGAAUUGGGUGAUAAUGAAACUAUCAAGCAAAAGAAGGCAGACAUGGGGUCUUUGGCUGGUGCGAAGGCAACCAAGAGAUGUAGCGAUAAAUAGUUAGUUAUUCAAACUUUGUAAAUAGUAUUAAAAAAAAUGAAAUAAUGAUAGA